UUCUUUUUAUAACCUUUAAGUUAAUUCAGAAUUCAGAUCAGUCUUGAUCUGAGGAUGCUAUAACCACAGCAAGCAACAUGGGAGUGGCUCCAUUUCCCAAGUUCCCAGAUGAAGAACUCACAUGAAUGAAUAAUAAAAUAUGGGCAAUGAAAGGAGGAAAGGGGGUGAAAAGGACUGAAGUGACACACUGCAGGCUUUUGAAGAGUGGAGCCCUUGUUAAACCUCUAGAGAAAUCUGGAAGGAGACUUCAAAAAACAUGAUGUGAUGUCUCCUGCUGGAGACAGGGCAUGAGGUGCAGGGAAGGGGAGGUGGCGUGAUCUGGGACAAUGAUGAUGCGAUGUUGAAGAAUAAGCUGGAGGAGAGAAGCAACAGGCACCAUGGAAAAAACCAAAACAAAGCAAGGAGAGAAUGAACAUAUGCCGGUGAAUAGUCCUUCCACACAGAUUUACCAGGCUUUGAAGUACAAGUCUUCCCUGAACCUACCUCCAGUGGGAGCCCGCCUCCAGCGGCAGGAUGGAGGGAUCAUAACCUCUCUAGAGCAGCUUCAUGAAAAAAUCAACGAGAUGAGGAACGUGUUCAACUCGCUGGAGAACAAGUUGCAGGCAUUAGCCUCCGAACUGAAAACUGGGUUCACAGAAGCAAUGCAGGAACUGUCAAGAAUUCAACAUGGAGAAUAUGCUUUGGAAGAAAAGGUUAAGAGCUGUAGGUGUUCCAUGGAAGAAAAAGUUACUGAGAUGAAGAAUUCAUUAAACUAUUUCAAGGAAGAGCUAAGCAAUGCCAUGUCAAUGAUCCAGGCUAUAACUUCCAAACAAGAAGAAAUGCAACAGAAAAUUGAACAGCUUCAACAGGAGAAGAGAAGAGAGUCUCGAAAAGUUAAAGCCAAAAAAACUCAAAAAGAAGAACAUGGCACACAGGCUGGGCCCACACAAGCACAAGGAAGCCCUUUCCGCUCCAUCAAUAUCCCCGAACCUGUUCUGCCAAGUGAAGAUUUCACAAAUAUUUUGCCUUCUCAGGCCUAUGAAAAAGCCCAAGAGUCCAGAUCUGUUCAUGUAGGAGAUGGUAAUGUGAAGGGAAUGAUGGGUCCUGGAGUGAACCCAACAACUCCAGAAACAGAUGAAAACCUCAAGCCUUGUCUCUCAGCUGAUAUCCAGCCCAAAGGCCAUCUCUCAUCUGGUGUAUGGAGGCAGCCCAAGGAUGGCAAAGAAUGGGGCGAAGAAUAUGUCACGAAAGACCACCCAGAUAAACUCAAGGAAGCUGGCCAGGCUAGACACAGCUCCCUGGAAAAUGUUUUAUGUGAAACCUCUUUAGCUGCUAAAAGACAAACUGUGGCUCUGGAACUGCUUGAAUCUGAAAGAAAAUAUGUUAUUAACAUUUCCCUGAUCCUGAAGAUAAAGGCAACAUUCCAGGGCUCAGAUGGAAAGAGGAAUUCCAAAGAGAGAAGCCUCUUCCCUGGAUCUUUACGGUACAUUGUCCAGCAGCACCUGGACUUGCUUCAUGCUCUGCAGGAAAGGGUCCUGAAAUGGCCACGCCAAGGAGUUCUUGGAGAUUUAUUUCUUAAACUAACAAAUGAUGAGAAUAACUUCUUGGAUUAUUAUGUUGCCUAUCUGAGGGAUUUGCCUGAAUGCAUCUCAUUGGUUCAUGUUGUUGUUCUGAAGGAGGGUGAUGAAGAGAUUAAAUCUGACAUCUACACACUGUUUUUUCACAUAGUCCAGCGGAUCCCUGAAUAUCUGAUACAUCUGCAGAAUGUUCUGAAGUUCACAGAGCAGGAACACCCUGACUAUUACCUACUACUGGUGUGCGUUCAGCGUCUCCGAGUAUUCAUCUCACACUACACCCUGCUGUUUCAGUGCAAUGAAGAUUUGCUUAUUCAGAAACGGAAAAAGCUCAAGAAGUCAUCCAUGGCGAAGCUGUACAAAGGGCUGGCUUCCCAGUGUGCAAAUGCUGGCCAAGAUGCUUCUCCCACUGCAGGCCCUGAGGCUGUCCGAGAUGGUGGGAUCCACUCAGAAGAGAUUCUGCAGCCCUACCCAUCUGCUCCCAGUUCUGGCCCCACUGUCACACACCUCAUGCCCCCUGCGAAGAAAGGCCAACAGCAGCAAAGCAUGAUGGAGAGCAUGCAGCCCGGGAAGCCCAGCGACUGGGAGAUGGAGGGCAGAAAGCACGAGAGGCCCGAGAGCCUGCUGGCGCCGGCGCAGUUCUGUGCGGCCGAGCAGGACGUGAAGGCGCUCGCCGGGCCCCUGCAGGCCAUCCCCGAGAUGGACUUCGAGCCCUCUCCCGCCGAGCCGCUGGGCAACGUGGAGCGCUCCCUGCGCGCCCCCGCCGAGCUGCUGCCCGACGCCCGCGGCUUCGUGCCGGCGGGCUACGAGGAGUUCGAGUACGGCGGCGAGAUCUUCGCGCUGCCUGCGCCCUACGACGAGGAGCCCUUCCAGGCCCCGGCCCUCUUCGAGAACUGCUCGCCGGCCUCUUCCGAGUCCAGCCUGGACAUCUGUUUCCUGCGUCCCGUCAGCUUCGCCAUGGAGGCCGAGCGGCCCGAGCACGCGCUGCAGCCGCUGCCCAAGAGCGCCACGUCGCCGGCGAGCAGCAGCGGCGCCUACAAGCUGGAGGCGGCGGCGCAAGCGCAGGCGCACGGCAAGGCCAAGCCGCUGAGCCGCUCGCUCAAGGAGUUCCCGCGCACGCCGCCCGCCGAGGGCGUGGCCCCGCGCCUCUACAGCACGCGCAGCAGCAGCGGCGGCCGCGCGCCGCUCAAGGCCGAGCGCGCCGAGCGCGCCGAGCGAGCAGUGCAGCCCCACAGCUCGGCCGCCGGCGCCGCAGUACCCCGCGGCGCGCCGCGAACCUUCUUCCCCCAACAGAGGUCCCAAAGCGAAAAACAGACCUAUUUGGAAGUAAGGAGGGAGAUGCAUUUAGAAGACACCACCCGAUUCUGUCCAAAGGAAGAAAGAGAAAGUGAACAAACAUCUUUCAGCGAUCAAAAUCCCAGGCAAGACCAGAAAGGGGGCUUUCGCAGCUCCUUCCGCAAGCUCUUUAAAAAGAAGUCCAGUGGAUCAGAAUACAGGGAAAAAACUAAUGAGAAUCCCUCAAUGGAUCCUUCACCCACCAAACAAGAUUUCUUCAGAAACCGACUUGCUCUUGCAAAUGACCUUGACCAAGGAACAGCUGUGUAAAACAUAUUUAAAGUUGUAUUGUCAAGUGGUAAGAUGAGGAUAAAAAGCUUGUAUAUAUCUGUGUAGGAAUAUAUAUACAUAUAUAUAUAUAUAUAUAUAUCAAUGUAUAAAUCCCUGAGGAAAACUAAUAUAAAUAUUUCCAUAUGAAAUUAAAUCAACAUACAAGACACUGAAGAGAUGAAGAUUAGUGUAUGGUUAAGACCUGACUUUUUGAAUCUGAAUACUUGGAAAAAGGGAAACGAAGACUUCAUAUCAUUAAAGAAAAACACAAUCAAUUUGGAGGAAAAUAAAUGUUUGUAAGAACAAAACCUUGCACCUUGAAGUCUUUCCCCAAGUAUAACAUUGAGCAUGUUCAUAUUUAACAGGGAUGUGAAUUUUGUGUUUCCUAGGCAUUUAGCUUAUUAAUUCAUCCCAGGGUGCUUAGACUAAUAUACACUGUUAGGGGCCAAUUGUGUCUUGCCAUAUGUUUUCAGAACUCCCAAGGCAAUAGGUAACAUCUCUUAAGGCAAAGUAGAUUAAUUAACAGAACUGUAUUUUACAUGUUGCAAAUCUGAGUUAUGAAGAAUUUGUGCUUAAACCACGAUACAAGAAGUUCAAAACUUAAAGACACACUGCUCUCCAAACUUGUUUGGUGGUAAUGGAAAACAGUAAUGGGAAUAAUGAUUUCCUUAAACACAAUGAGUAGCUGGGGAACAAAAAAAAUAAAAGCCCCACAUUUUCCCCUCGUAUGGAUUGUAUUGAGGAUGGGAAUAGUAAAGAGUCUUUGCACUGUUGAGUACUCAGUAUUCCAGAUCCACCUGCAAUCCUAAGUGUCACACACUCUCAUGACCAGAUGGAUUAGGAAAAAAGCAUUUAAAAAAGACCUUCUUCAGUCUAGACAGAAGGUGGCAACAGGACUUUAACAGUACACACAUAGUGGUUACUACAAAUACCAGGUCAUAAUGAAAACUUAGGGAUGCAGUACCUAACUUGUUCCAGAAGUUGUAAAGAAAUAAAGUUCUUAUAGCUCAGAUAAAGGAAUCAUAAUGCAAUGUCCCAAAUGGUCAGUGUCCUUGAUAUGCCUCAAAUAUCCCACUGAUAAUAAAAAAAAAAAUAGGUUUAAAAAUUUGUCUCCAUUUCUAGUCACUUACCUAUAAAAAUUAGGAGUAUUUGACUUCUGUACAUUCAAAAUCUUAGUACUCUAAGAAGAAACUGACUUCUUCAGACCCUUUUCCUCUAUGAAUGCACUGUUUGAUAAAAUAGGGCAUGUUUCAUUUCUAAGUGUUACAGCUUUUCUUCUCUGACAAUUAGGAACAUAGUAGUUUGAACAAUAGGUUUCUGGAUCAUGUUAAGAAUCACUGCCAAGUUUUUGGAGUUCGCAAUAUUACAUUUAAGUCAACCUGGUCACCGAGGUGCACAUCUGUCAUUCUAAAUACUUGGGAGAUUGAGGCAGGAAGAUAUCAAGUUCAAGCCCAGUCUGAGCAACUUAGUGAGUUCUUGUCUAAAUGAAAAAGGGCUGGAGCACUUGCCUAACAUGUGUGAGGCCCUGGGUUUGAUCCCCAGCACUGCCAAAGAAAAAAAGAAAUUAAUGGAUUAAUUUGAAAUUAUCAGGCCAAAGUUGUUUUGAGGCAGUGCUUUGAAAAGCACAAUGCCAGAUCAACUGGACAUGAAAACAGAAGUCAUAACCCCUUAAAUAAAAUGUAAUUAACAGUGAAGAAAUUCCUUUCCCUUUUAUAUCCUGUUUUUCAUCAAAAUUUUUAGUUACUAGGAAGAUUUUUUUAAAAAUCACACCCAUCUCAAAUUUCAUUUGAUAACAUCCUCUGAAAUAUCUUGAUGUUACAUUUAUAACACAACUCAACCAAUGAAACUAAUAAUAAUUAUGCUAUUCUGGGUCUCUGUCUCCUGAAAUCUGAAUUUUGGGGGUACCUUUCUAACUGCCUGGAAGCAUUCUACCCCUAUUUCCUACAUGUUUCUAACACACUAAUAUUCUGAAAUACUGCUCAAUAUGAAACUCUUCAACUGUUCUUUGUAUUAUCAACUAAAUUCCUUGACUUGACAUUUAAAGUUGUCCUUCUAUAGUAUGACUGCUAGUUUUCUUUCUCAUUGUCAUUUCAUACUUUGCAGUUCUGGAUGCACUAACUUAUCUUAAUUGAACUGGAUUUCUGUUGUUUGCCAGUGAACCAUGUACCUUGCCCAGGCUCACUCUUGCUUCAUACCUUUUCUCUAGCUGCUGCUUCUCUGUUAAUCUUAAGAUCCAAUUUAAGCCCCAUCAUCUUUUUGUGACCUAUUUGGUAUGACUAGUUUAUCUUUUGAUGUAUUUGUAUUAUCUUCCCAUUAAGAAUGCAAGUCCUCUCAAGGGACUAUGCCAUAUCUUUUUUUUUUUUAUUCUCCUCCAUUGCUAGAAAUGUACAUAGUAGGUGCUCAAUAAAUGAUUGAUGCCAAUUUUCAUGGUGGUGCUAUAAUAGGUAGAGGGAUAUAGAAUAUAAUUACUACUCUUGAUUUCACAAAGAGCCUCAAGGGGUAUUCUUUAUCUUUGGCCUUUCACUUUUUUAAAGGAAAAAAGUCACAAAGAAAAUAACAGUUGUCUUCAGAAGCAGUUAAAAGUUCUGCUACCAUUUUCAUAAUACCUAGCAUUAGAAAACAUCUCUCCAAUUAAAAGAAAGAGUUUGCUAUUUUUUGUUGUCCUGACUUAUUUUGUAAUCUUUCUAGGUAGUACUAUACAUUGACAGAGACAGGAUGCUUGUGAUAGUAAUGAUAUGUAAUGUAAUAUGGUAUUAGGGAUGAAAGUCAGUGUGGGAGUUGAACAGUUGUUAAUCUGUGAUCUCCAGUCCUCUGGAGAAAUGCAGUUUACACAUGAGACCACAGAUGUCUUUGGGAAGUGUUUGGGUUGAUGAAUAGAAAGAAGCACUCCACCAAAAGAUGGAGGUUCUUGCACAGGCUAGGGAGUUACAGCAGGUCUGUUCUGUAACCUUGCAGGAUCUACAUACAAGUCUAAGCAAGACAGUCUUGUUUCUCCGACUUCAGAAUUAGAACCUUUGAGAACCAUGGAUUUGUGUGCUCUAAGGUUCGCUCCAGUGGGCUAUUCUGUAUUUAACAGUUUAAAGUAACCUAAGACUUGAAACUAGAAUGUCAGGGAAGCACUUUGGAUGGCAUUUUCUUUCACACCCCAUGUCUCAUCCCCUCACCUCCUUCAAGUCUUUACUCAUAUGUCACCUUCUCCAUGAGGGCACUUGUAAAACUACAGAUUCCUGGGCACUAUUUCAGUCCCAUUUUAUUAGGGAUAUUUGAGGACGGGGUCCAGGAAUCUGCAGUUUAUUUCUUUUUUGUGAUGCUGGGAAUCAAACCCAGGGCUUCAUCAACACUAGGCAAGCGCUCCACUACUAAGUUACAGUCUCAGCCUCAGGAAUCUGCAUUUUAAAUGAACUCAUGUUAUUUUCUUUGGUCCACUGAAAUUUUAGAGCCACUACCUCUUAGACCAGCAAAUUGAAUGAUCUAGUAUGCAAAUUUCAGGACAGGUGGUUGGUUAGACUUGAGGUACAAAAAACUAAUUGUUGAAACCCAAGUGAGUAUUUUUGUAUUUUUAUCAGCUGUAACCUUCAACAUCAUAUACAGCAAAAUUUUUAUUAAAAAUAUACAUAUAUACACAUGGUGAGUAUAUUUUAUGAAGUGGUAAAGUUGCAUUUUACAGAGAAUUGAUUGCAUGUACUUAAAAAUGACAAAUGUCUUACAUUAAAUUGUAUAAUAAAAUUGUCUAGUUUUCAGACUAAACUUUUUCUUGAAACCAUCACCAUUAAUAACUUCCCUCCUGAGCAUAAAAACAAUGCUUUCAGGACAGUUGGAAUUCUCAUAUUCUGAAAGAUGAUUUAAA
Messenger RNA from Sciurus carolinensis (gray squirrel), 7005 nucleotides. RefSeq names its product Rho guanine nucleotide exchange factor 33 (gene Arhgef33). The transcript is spliced from 20 exons. NCBI's taxonomy places the organism in Eukaryota, Metazoa, Chordata, Mammalia, Rodentia, Sciuridae. The record is from RefSeq and is a predicted model, not a curated record. The coding region runs from base 378 to 3158 and encodes 926 amino acids. Gene Ontology annotation, molecular function: guanyl-nucleotide exchange factor activity.